AUGUUACCAUAUGGCGUAGCAGCUGAUGCUGUUGAUGAUUAUGUGCGCAUAGGCGAGAGCACUACAAUUGAAUGCUUGGAAAAAUUUGUUAAAGGCGUCAUUUUGGUGUUUGAGGAUGAAUACUUGCGAAAACCAAAUCCAAAUAAAGUUCGACGCCUGCUACAAAUAGCGGAGGGUCGUGGCUUUCCUGGCAUGUUGGGUAGCAUUGACUGCAUACAUUGGCAAUGGAAAAAUUGUCCAAAGGCGAGGAAAGGUAUGUACAUGAGUGGUUAUCGUGGGGUUGCAACCAUAGUACUUGAGGUUGUAGCAUCUUCAAACCUUUGGAUAUGGCAUGCGUUCUUUGGAGUUUCUGGUUCAAAUAACGAUAUCAACGUGUUAGAUCGUUCUCCAAUGUUUGAUGAUAUUAUAAAUGACCAUGCUCUGGAGGUAAAUUAUACUAUUAAUGGUAAUAAUUAUACUAUGGGAUACUAUUUAGUAGACGGUAUUUAUCCUGAAUGGGCCAUAUUUGUCAAAUUAAUCUCAAAGCCACAAGGGGAGAAACGCAAGUUAUUUGCACAAUACCAAGAAAGGCAAAGAAAAGAUGUGGAGCGAGCAUUCGGAGUGUUGCAAGCAUGCUUUGCAAUUAUACGUGGUCCAGCUCGCUUUUUGGGAAAAGAAGAAGCUUGCCAACAUAAUGAGAGCUUGUAUUAUAUUGCAUAA
This is a messenger RNA of Arachis stenosperma, 699 nucleotides long. RefSeq lists its product as uncharacterized. The record is from RefSeq and is a predicted model, not a curated record. Lineage: Eukaryota; Viridiplantae; Streptophyta; Magnoliopsida; Fabales; Fabaceae. The transcript has a single exon. The coding region runs from base 1 to 699 and encodes 232 amino acids.